AUGUCCGAUCGGCGCGGGAAUGAAGGUGGUUCGGUGGAAGGUGCUGAGAGGGCUGCGGCGCAGAAUCCACCCACUGGGGAGAGGUCACAGAAAGCGACUGGUGCCAAAGAUGAUACCAUUAGCGAGGAAAAAGUUGGCGGCGACAAUGGUGGCGGCGACAACAACAACAAGAACAACAACAAGAACGAUAAGGACGGUGGUAAUCCGGACAACCCCCCCGACAGACCGGACUAUCUGAACAAACAUCCUCAACUGGGUCCGUUGUUCGACAGGCUGCCCAACAUCCUCAAUGUCGCGAACCACGGAGAGAUUUGGGGGGUGAACCUCUUAAAUGAACACGAUGUUCCUACCGUGAAUGUCCUGGUCAAGUUCCUGCGCGACAGUGACGGUGACCUGCACAAGGCGGAGGAACGUCUGAUCAGUGUGCUCCAGUGGCGCCGGAACAUGAAUCCGAUUCGGCUGGCCAACAUGCUGCACAAUCACCAGAGGUUCAGGGACUUGGGGUACCUGACACAUUACACAGACAAUGCCGGGGAGGAAGUGGUUACGACGUGGAUUAUCCACGGGGCGGCGAGGGAUUUCAAUAUCACCUAUGGCAAUCAGCGCCAUUUCCUUGAUUGGUAUAUAGCGCUCAUGGAAAAAGCCACCCAUGAAUUGAAGAUUGACGAGUCCGAGAUCGUAAUAAACUAUCACGGCUACGACCCAUACCAGAUGCUGCAGGUGCAGGACUUCAACAAUGUCAGAUACACCCGGUCGGGGUACUCCAAGUUCAAGGUCUGCGCCAAGGGGACCAUCGACAACGGCAUCGACACCGUCACCGCGGCCUACCCAGAGCUGCUGCGCGAGAGAUACUUCGUCAACGUCCCGGCUAUCAAAGGCUGCAGGUUCAAGUUCAGCAAGAUCUUGGGGAUCCAGAACACCACCCAUACGUUCUACCCCAUUACCGACGGCGCGAGUCUGUCCCUCCAAUAUCCGGAUUCUAUUCAACGCCAGUUGCCUCCAUGUUAUGGCGGGAAGGGCGGGACACUGAAGAGCAACGCCCGCACGGUGCAUCUGAGGCCGCCCUCUGUAACAUUAAUUUCGGCAGAUUCACGACGAAAGGUCAAUUUCAACAGAUUCUUCUGGUGGGAGAACUAA
This is a messenger RNA of Aspergillus candidus, 1137 nucleotides long. It is a transcript of the gene sfh5, whose product is annotated as CRAL/TRIO domain protein. Gene Ontology annotation, cellular component: cytosol; cortical endoplasmic reticulum; plasma membrane. The record is from RefSeq and is a predicted model, not a curated record. Gene Ontology annotation, biological process: regulation of exocytosis; Golgi to plasma membrane protein transport. The transcript has 2 exons. NCBI's taxonomy places the organism in Eukaryota, Fungi, Ascomycota, Eurotiomycetes, Eurotiales, Aspergillaceae. Gene Ontology annotation, molecular function: phosphatidylinositol transfer activity. The coding region runs from base 1 to 1137 and encodes 378 amino acids.